ACCGAAAGGUUACAAAAUAUUUGAUUCUACUUCCUCUUUAGAAAAACACUUCAUUGACAAUUCUACUUCCUGAAUCAAUUUAGUCUAGUCGAGAUCUAGACUCUAGAUCUAGUUAAUCUACUCUACAGUGGCAGUUUAUUAUCGACUCUAUUAAAACGUUUAUUUAAAACAACACAUUUAUUAUGAAGUUAGUUAUGUAAUUCUUGUUAGACUUGGAACUUGGUUACCCUGGCCCUGGCCUGAUCUAGACUACUUCAGAGUCUCUGACUGAAAAAAUAAAAAGUAAAUGCAACAGAGUGAAAAUAUACGAUUUGCCAGAAACGAUCGUCAACUUAAUAUAAUGCCAAUGGGUGAUAUAAAUCAUACCGUUACAUGGAAUCAAGGAGAUGAAGUCGUUGGGCUGUUUGAUUUUCCUGGUCGUUCCAAAGAUGACUUGCCAUUUCAAAAAGGAGAUUUACUUGUUAUUGUCAAAUCAACAACAGAUCCUAAUUGGUACAAAGCGAAAAACUCCAUUGGUGCAGAAGGAAUGAUACCUGCCAACUAUGUCAAACUUAGAAAAGUUGUAUCUUUACAUGCAAUGCCCUGGUUCCAUGGACAUAUUACCAGAGAAGAAACUGAAGCUCUAUUAGCCAAUCAGGAAGAUGGGGUUUUCCUCAUUCGUGACAGUAUCCAUUAUGUAGGUGAUCGCACUCUGUCAGUCAGUUGUGAUAGCAGAAUAGAUCACUACCGUAUUCUGACAGGGCCUGAUGGGAUGGUAUUUGUGGAUGGGGGGGAUUGUGCUUUUGAUUCUCUCUUGGAACUGGUUGAGCAUUACAAGGCAGAUGCUGAUGGUCUAUGUACAAGAUUAAUUCGGCCUGUUACUAAACAAGGCAAUAAUUUUGUAACAGUUAGUAUGCAAGACUUUCAGAAAGGUGGAUGGGUCAUCAAUAGAAGUGACUUGGAGCUUGGAGAACUUAUUGGAAAGGGCGAUUUCGGAGAUGUUUAUAAAGGAUUUUACAAAGGCCAAGCUAUAGCUGCAAAGGUGCUCAAAGACCAAGAUCGAGGAAAUGAACAAUUUAUGAAAGAAGCUGCUUUAAUGACGUCAUUACGACAUCCAAACCUAGUCAGACUUAUUGGCAUUGUUUUGUCAGACACAGCAAUAUUAGUCACUGAGUUUGUAGGCAGGGGAAAUUUAGUGGAAUAUCUUAGAACCAGAGGCAGAAAUAUCAUUACUAAAAAAGAUCAAAUAAAUUUUGCUACAGACACCUGUGCUGCUAUGGAUUAUUUGGAGAGUAAAUCACUUGUACAUAGAGACUUAGCUGCUAGGAAUGUUUUGGUCCACGAUGAUGGCACUGCAAAGGUGUCAGAUUUUGGUCUUGCUAACAUUGGUGGUUUUAAUCAAACAUCAAGUCAGAAAUUUCCCAUCAAAUGGACUGCACCAGAAUCUCUAAGAAAUAAUAUUUUUACCAACAAGUCAGACAUGUGGAGUUUUGGUAUACUUCUGUGGGAGAUUUAUUCCUUUGGUCGUGUACCAUAUCCCAGAGUACCUUUGUCUGAUGUUGUCAUGCACGUGGAAAAAGGAUACAGAAUGGAGGCACCAGAAGGCUGUCCUGUGGAGAUAUUUGCCAUCAUGAAGCAAGCAUGGGAAAUGAACCCUGAAAAUCGUCCCAGAUUCAGUGAAGUCCUUUCAAAACUGAACCAUCUCCGCUCUGUGACUGUAUAAAAUAAACAUCAGCGGAUUUUGUUGUUGAGUGAAGAUUGUAAUAUAGCUACAGUAAAAGCUACAUGUGACCUAUUGUCAAUUAUUUAUUAUAGAGUAAUGGUUUUGGCUCAUCUUUACCUCCAGGCUUUGUACUAAACUUUUUGUUAAUUUAAAUACAAGUCCUUGAAAUUUAAAUUGUUUUAAAAUUAUUAUUUUUACACUCUUUGCAGAAAGUAAAUUUACAAGUCUGUAAAAUAAAUCGAGCUGAAUAUUUACUGUUUAAAAAUAAAAUUUAAAUAACAGUAUACUUUUUAAAAAUUUAUUAGGAAAUAGAUUGUAUCCUAAUAAAUAUUUCAAUCUAUUUUUUUAUAGAAGGAAGUAAAUUAAAAUAUAUUUUCUUUUCAUGUAAUAAUGAGAACUAGACAUUUAGUUAAAUUGUCACUUUUUCUCUGGAUCAUUUUUUUUGUGUGUGAUUUUAUGAAGUUUUUCUACCUUCGUAUCAAAAAAAAAAAAGAUUUGUUGUGGGUGUUGGUAUUCAUUUAUCUUUGUUUUUCUCCCAAAUAACUUUUUAGAGGGAAUUAAAAAAAAAAAAGAUCACAUGAGCCAGUAAAAUCAAUUUGUGUUGGAGAGCUAAUGUAGGUUAGUGAUGACGUCUCAAGAUCUUGUGUCCUUGUUGCACAUGAAACUAACAUCUCUUCUUAUGUGAUGUGCCUUAAAUGACUCUCGCAUUUACCAACUACUAUUUUAAAUUUUUUUUUUCUUUUUUUACAAAUGAGUUUUGUAUGAAUGAGUGAUUUUUUUUUAUCACUGUUGAUGAUUUUAACAUAUUAUAAUUUUCAUAUCAGAAAUUCUUAGGUCAAAUUGAACGGAAAAUGAAAUAAGGACCAUGACAAAAACUUGUUUAUGUAAGAAAAUUUAUAUACAAAAAAAUCUCGUCAAAUGUUGAGUUCAUUGAACUUACUAGCAUUGUUUAGUAUAACAUCCUAAAAUCUAGCUCUAUCUAGUGCUGACCUUGGUUUCCUAUCUGGACUUUCUAGCUCAGUGCUUACUUUUGUUUCAAAUUUCUAGCUAUGUACAUUUUAUUUUUAGCACUAUUGAUCAGAUGUCAUUUAGUUCAUUUAUUGUGUUUAUGUUAAUCUCUUGCCAGACCAUGAGACUUAUUUCUUAUUUAAUGUAAUCAUGCUGUUAAAUUGAUCACACAUUAGUUUGGGGGAUUGAGGACAUAAUGCACAACAUAUGUAGCUUAAACUCUGCCAAUAUAAUUACCUCAGCAAAAUAAAAAAAAACUUAGUACUGGGUCAUUCUUGUGAUUGAUAAAUCAAUUAAAAAAAUCUCCCAAUGUGUGUAUAGUUUGGUUGCUUAGAGCUGUUGUUCCAGAAAAUAGGAAUUGAUGUGUUAAUGUUUUUAUUACUCAUUAAAAUGUUUCCCAAAGUAAGAUCUUGACUGACACCAGUGUGAAUGAUGGUCAUCAUUAAGGUGAAGAUGGCAUAUUGAACACAAAUUUUGUGUUUUAACACAGUCACUUAGUUUGAUUGCCAUAAUGCUGAUCAUUUUCAAAAGUAUAAAGAUCUGUUUCACUGGCUGCCUGGUCAUGCAGUAAGCAUCCUGGAACUGGCUGCCUGGUCAUGCAGUAAGCAUGCUGGAACUGGCUGUCUGGUCAUGCAGUAAGCAUGCUGGAUUGUUGUUUGAUUAUCUCGAUGAUCCUGGAUUCAUACCCUGCCAUCCCCCAUCAUUCUGAGGGAGAUUUGGACUAUCUUCAACUCUGAACGAACAUUUGAAACAUGUAAAACAAACAAAUACUAAAAGGGCAUUGGAAAACCUUAUUUGGUUGUUUUCAAGAAGAAAGAAUUUGGGCCUGUAAUGAAGCUUAUAUAGCACCACUCUUGACAUACGCUUUUAUACCAAUGUAACUGUUUCCCUUGCUCUGAUGUGUUACACAAUCACCAAGAUAUGUCGAUCAUGGGCAGAGGUUUUGGUCGUGAUAUAUGGGACCUAGCCACUGUGUUAUAGGAAAUCUAAGUUUAUGGAAACGUUUUUUCUUGUUUAUGUAACAGUAUUGUUUUGCAUUACCAAUAAGUAUUGCUUAUUCUCAAUAUGUCAUUUGAAUGUACAUCCAAUAGAUAGUUGGAUUUAAAUAUCUAUUUAGAUGUUAUUGAUGCCUUUAUGCAUAUACAUUGAUCAAAAUUAAUGUAAUGGAUUGCUAGUUGAUUAGGAAUCUAUUGGAUUAAUUUAAUUUUAACUUAAUUUAAGAGAAAUUAUAUGAAUUAAUUUUUACUUGACCUUUACAAAUGUUUUUCUGCAUCCAUGCAUGUUUAUAGAGAUCAUAUCUUGUAGUGUCAUGCAGGUCUAAGGCAUUUUGUAAAUGGAAGUAAAUAAAUAGAGGUCUGCAUAUCAUAUUUCAGUAAGAUUCAUUUAACUAUGUAAUCCAUGUGUCCUAGAAUCAACAUGGAAUAUUGAAUGUGAUUGCCUUGUAGUAUGCUACCCAGGGUCUUGCAUGUUAAACUGAAGGAUUUGAUAGAGAUUGUGUUGUAUGUUGCUACAUGUGUUAUGUAUGUUUACCUUAAAUAAUGCUAAAUUUUUAUUCAGUUCAGGUUGCAUUAAAUGCACAAAAAGUUUGUCCCAUCCUGUGUGGCAGCUAAUGGCCAUAGUUUUUGUCCAAUUCUGAGCAACAGAAGAUGACUUGCUAUGAGAUCACAGUAUUUGGGGAAUAGGUGUUUCAUCUUCUGCCCACCGGUUCUUAUUUGUUAAAUAUUUUUGUCUGCACUGCAUUCACCCAAGGUCUUCUUUGUCUCAUUUAUACAAAUCCAUUGCAGAAAAAUGUAGAACUCUCUCCACACACUUAAAAAAAUAAAUGCUAAGAUUUGUCUUUCAUAUUGUUGUUACCUGAUAGGAGUGAAUUACUUGUGUGAUACAUGAGGAGUAGACUAUUUUGUUGGCAUGGAUGUUUAUUUUUACAUGAAAUGAAUCAGUGGAUCAUUUUCUUGGUGAUGUUUUUUGUUUGCCGAGUCCCUAGUAGGUUUCUACUACUUAUUAGGAAAAUUUAAAUGUGAACUUAUGUCACACUUUUGUUGAUGUUAGCACUUUUUGUUGAUUACAAGAACCAAUGGAAUGGCUUGUUGUGAUUGUGGAAUUGUUUGAUAUACUAAACUACUAAACUAGGAAUUCAGUAGGUGAUUGGAUUCUUUUUCCGUUGUACAUUAUUUUCAUGUCAGUGCCAUGAGCACUAUUUUUCAUUGUCAUUUUUGAGCUAUAAAAUAUGCAUUCUAUAAUUAAUGUCAACUUUUUAAUGUAAAAAUAAAAUUAUAAAAACUUUG
Messenger RNA from Biomphalaria glabrata, 4995 nucleotides. RefSeq names its product tyrosine-protein kinase CSK-like. Lineage: Eukaryota; Metazoa; Mollusca; Gastropoda; Planorbidae. The transcript is spliced from 13 exons. The coding region runs from base 287 to 1702 and encodes 471 amino acids. The record is from RefSeq and is a predicted model, not a curated record. Gene Ontology annotation, molecular function: protein binding; ATP binding; protein tyrosine kinase activity. Gene Ontology annotation, biological process: protein phosphorylation.